This is a messenger RNA of Erinaceus europaeus (western European hedgehog), 1763 nucleotides long. It is a transcript of the gene CDX2, whose product is annotated as caudal type homeobox 2. Gene Ontology annotation, cellular component: nucleus. The coding region runs from base 103 to 1041 and encodes 312 amino acids. NCBI's taxonomy places the organism in Eukaryota, Metazoa, Chordata, Mammalia, Eulipotyphla, Erinaceidae. The transcript is spliced from 3 exons. Gene Ontology annotation, molecular function: RNA polymerase II transcription regulatory region sequence-specific DNA binding; DNA-binding transcription factor activity, RNA polymerase II-specific. Gene Ontology annotation, biological process: regulation of transcription by RNA polymerase II; embryo development; animal organ morphogenesis. The record is from RefSeq and is a predicted model, not a curated record.
CGCGGACUGGGGCGCAACUACCCGCAGCUACCGCGCCCCCGCCAGCCCCCCGCGUCCGUCCCCAGGCAGCAUGGUGAGGUUCGCCGUCGGGCCCUCGCCACCAUGUACGUGAGCUACCUCCUGGACAAGGACGUGAGCAUGUACCCGAGCUCCGUGCGCCACUCCGGCGGCCUCAACCUGGCGCCCCAGAACUUCGUGAGCCCCCCGCAGUACCCGGACUACGGCGGCUACCAUGUGGCGGCGGCGGCGGCGGCGGCCGCGAACUUGGACAGCGCGCAGUUCCCCGGGCCGUCCUGGCCCGCCGCCUAUGGCGCCCCGCUCCGGGAGGACUGGAACGGCUACGCGCCCGGGGGCGCAGCGGCCGCCGCCAACGCCGUGGCGCACGGGCUCAACGGCGGCUCCCCGGCUACUGCGAUGGGCUAUGGCAGCCCCGCCGACUACCACCCGCACCACCACGCGCACCACCACCCACACCACCCGGCCGCCGCACCGUCCUGCGCCUCGGGGCUGCUCCAGACGCUCAACCCCGGGCCUCCCGGCCCCGCCGCCACCGCCGCCGCCGAGCAGCUGUCUCCCGGCGGCCAGCGGCGGAGCCUGUGCGAGUGGAUGAGGAAGCCCGCGCAGCAGUCGCUCGGGAGCCAAGUGAAAACCAGGACAAAAGACAAAUACCGAGUGGUGUACACAGACCACCAGCGGCUGGAGCUGGAGAAGGAGUUUCACUACAGCCGAUACAUCACCAUCCGCAGGAAGGCUGAGCUAGCCGCCACUCUGGGGCUCUCCGAGAGGCAGGUUAAAAUAUGGUUUCAGAACCGCAGAGCCAAGGAAAGAAAGAUCAACAAGAAGAAAUUACAGCAGCAGCAGCAGCAGCAGCAGCAGCCCCCGCCACCAGCACCCCAGCCGCCUCAGCCCCAGUCAGGUCCUUUGAGAAGUGUCCCAGAACCCUUGAGUCCAGUGUCUUCCUUGCAAGGCUCAGUCACUGGCUCUGUCCCUGGGGUUAUGGGACACACCGGGGGAGUGUUAAACUCCACUGUCACCCAGUGACCUCCAGCAGCCUGCAGCAGCAGAACAAUUCCAGGUGGAGCUACAAGGAUCAUGGACUCUGCUAGAAUCUUCUGGAGAGAUCCCACCUCUCCCCUACCCCAAUACAUACCACCUCAUUUAGUUCUCAGAGGAGAAAUGGGGGACAGGAGUAAAGACAAGUGGGAUUGGAGACCUCUGGGAAGACAUUUUCCUAGAUUUUGACUUUUUUCAUGGGACUUUUUCUGCCAGUCAGGGGAAUGACCACUGGGCUUCCAUUGGUCCUGAAAGAACAGUGCCUGGAAGGGCUGAAUAGAUGUGGCUUUCAGCACUGUUUCCCCAGCCCUUGACUUCCUAAAUCUGCAGAAGGUGUCUCCUAUUGAAACCAAGAGGGGAGAAGGAUUUAGGGAACCAAGAUGGCUGCUCUCUCAGGAGCAGAGAAGAGUUCCAAAUGGAAGCAAAGGCGGCUAAAAUAGAAACAUAGACUGACCAAAGAUUGUAGAAGCUCUACGUCUUUGUCUUUUUCUUUUCUUUUUCUUUUUUCUUUCUUUCUUUCUUUUUUUUUCGGUUCCCAGUUCCUAGACCAAGAAAGACUCCUGUCUGUGUGGUGUGUGGUAUGGGGGCUGGGUGGCGGUGGCAGCUGUGCGAUUCCAGGCCUGACUAAGGGUCUUGUUUAGAAAGCAUGUCACCAGAGCUUUUCUGGGCUGAAUGUAUGUCAGUGCUAUAAAUGCCAGAGCCAGUGUGAA